AUUUCCCGCAAGAAACAACAAACAGGCCCUUCCCUUCCACUCCCCUUCUCAUCUCACUCCCCGCGCUCUCUCUCUCUCUCUCUCUCUCUUCCCAAGAAGCGGACGAAGCGCGGCGCUGCAGAUUUGGAUCCGGUUCCCAAUGCCUCCCAAGGCCGUCCUGUAGCUCCCGUCUCCGCUGCCCGACCACCGCAGCGGCCACGGCACGGCGCCUGGAUUCGGCGACCGCGUGGCCGGAACUCCAGAUCCGAGCAAAGCCGAGCCUUUCUUGGUGACCUCUUUGCUCUAGCUCGAGAUUGGCGGCUGCCAUUCCCCCCUCCUCUUCUUGGUUAAGAUUUGAAGGAUAGCUUGUCCAGUUUUGGUGGUUUUAGGGGGUCGGUCUUGGUUUUUUACGACUCAGUUUGCAUCUUCACGGUCCAGAUUUAGCUGCAUUUGCCCGGAUUGGGAUCUUUCUGUGAUAAAAAUCUCGUCUUGUUUGUAAAUUUCUCUUCUGGUUGCGUCAGAACUGGUCUUUCUGUUGCAUUAGCCGUAGAGUUGGACAUUUUGGUUACUUUUCCUGGGUCUUGCUCCAUUUCGUGCAAAUCUUGGUAUCCUAGUGGUAAGCUUUGGUAAGCUUUACUGUGGCCAUGGUAUUGGUGUGAGAAAACUUUUUGGAAGAUGUGGAAACAGUUCCUCAGCAAGCUGCCCCGGAAGUCCUCGGCCUCCGGGGAGUCAGGUCAGUGCAGCAAUGGCACCGGGAUACAGCGCACGAGCAGCUGUGGCAGCACCCCGCCCGGUCGCCCGGCUUCCGCCAUUAGGCGCAUGUCAUCCGCCGUCUUUCCAUCAAGCGUCGUGGCUGGCAUUGAGCCGUUGGUUUCGUUUAAGGAUGUCCCGAACUCAGAGAAGCAGAAUCUGUUCGUGAGCAAGUUGAGCCUCUGCUGUGUUGUAUUUGAUUUCUCGGACCCGAACAAGAGUUCCGUGGAGAAAGAUAUCAAAAGGCAGGCAUUGUUGGAUCUUAUAGAGUACGUUGAAUCCAGCAAUGCCCGUUUCUCCGAGUCGGUGAUUGCUGCCUGCUCUAGGAUGUGUGCCAUCAAUCUGUUCCGGGCAUUCCCACCAAGUUACAGGUCCGGUUCAUCUGGUGGUGGUGAGGGUGACGACGAGGAGCCAAUGUUCGAUCCUGCAUGGUGUCAUCUACAGCUUGUGUAUGAGCUACUACUGAAAUUUAUUGGAUCCUCAUCGUUGGAUGCAAAGAUAGGAAAGAAGUACUUUGAUCACUCGUUCCUUGUGAAACUCCUCAAUCUUCUUGAUUCCGAGGAUCCAAGAGAAAGGGACUGCUUGAAAACUAUCCUGCACAGGAUUUAUGGGAAGUUCAUGGUACACCGUCCUUUCAUCCGCAAAGCGGUGAGCAAUAUAUUCUACCAGUUCGUGUUUGAGACUUACCGGCAUAAUGGGAUUGCUGAGCUGCUGGAGGUAUUUGGCAGCGUCAUUAGUGGCUUUGCAUUGCCUCUGAAGGAAGAACACAAAAUCUUUCUCUGGAGAGUUUUGGUUCCUUUACACAAACCAAAAUCAGUUGGUCUGUAUCUCCAGCAGUUGACCUACUGUGUGACACAGUUUCUAGAAAAGGACCCAAAGCUUGCAAGCUCGGUAGUAAUUGGUUUGUUAAGAUAUUGGCCAAUAACUAAUUGUCAGAAGGAAGUGAUGUUUCUGAGUGAGAUCGAAGAGAUCAUGGAGUCUACCAGCCAGGUGGAAUUCCAGAAAUGUAUGGUUCCAUUGUUUCGGCGGAUUGCUCAUUGCAUCACUAGUUCUCAUUUCCAGGUUGCUGAAAGAGCACUCUUUGUGUGGAACAAUGAUCACAUUAUCAGCUUGAUUGCACAAAACCGCCAAGUGAUCAUGCCUAUUGUUGUUCCAGCAUUAGAACAGAAUAUUCAGAAUCACUGGAACCAAGCAGUCCUGAAUCUGACUGCUAAUGUAAAGAAGAUGUUUUCUGAGAUGGAUGAGGAUCUCUUCUCUUCAUGCCUGGCUAAGUACAAGGAGGAUGAAGAAAAGCGGGUAUCUUUAGAAGCAAAGCGGAAGUUGACCUGGGAUAAGCUAGAGUCAGCUGCAUCUUUCCAGCCAGUUACUGGCCAUACAGCGGUCAUGGUAGGCCACCAGCCGUCAGCAAAUCUGAUUGCCACCCUGAUUUAGCUUGUGCACACUGGCGAAUCAAAUGGUGCUCUUCCCCUUUUUGGUGAAGUGCGGCAAGCGCAGCGUUCACUAUUUUGCUCUUAUUUACUUUUUUUCAUUUGUUGGUAUGAGUAAGCAGUGUUGUAAUCUGUAACUAUUUAUGUAUGUUUAUGCUCUAGGCAAGCAUACCUGUAAGACUACUGAGUGCUGACGCUCCUUAGUCCUUACCUGUAUCUUUGCCUGUUUAAUGUCAUCAAUGAUCAAAUAUCCUUCAUUCGAA
Messenger RNA from Phragmites australis (common reed), 2419 nucleotides. RefSeq names its product serine/threonine protein phosphatase 2A 57 kDa regulatory subunit B' kappa isoform. Lineage: Eukaryota; Viridiplantae; Streptophyta; Magnoliopsida; Poales; Poaceae. Gene Ontology annotation, cellular component: protein phosphatase type 2A complex. The transcript is spliced from 2 exons. The coding region runs from base 655 to 2160 and encodes 501 amino acids. Gene Ontology annotation, biological process: signal transduction. The record is from RefSeq and is a predicted model, not a curated record. Gene Ontology annotation, molecular function: protein phosphatase regulator activity.